UUGGACGCUCCAAGUGCCCGUAACUUUCGAUCCACCCACGGCAGCAGGCUCAGAAACAACAACAGCAGUGGGUGUGCUAAGACCGCAGAACAACAACCUCGGCUGCAAAUCCCUCUUUGUGACAUUCGCCAAAGCUCCUGACCAAAUUGAUCCUCGCCAACAGUGCAGAAAGUGAAGAAAACCGCAGGGAAAACCGAAAGCCAAUUAUUAAUUGUAGGGUCAACCAUCCGCCGAGGACUGCCACCGGAAUGGGGCAGAGCAGCAAGUCUGGGUCUGGCGUAGGCGGAGGCGGAGGUGGAGGGGGCGUGGUCUGCCCCUCGACCGCGAUCAGUGGCUGUGCCUCCGGAACGGCCCUUAUUCAGCUGGAUGCCUCUCGCGGCGCAGGAGAGUCGGAGCACGAACGUGGCACUUGGACGGGUCGCUUUGACUUCCUUCUUUCACUUCUCGGAUAUUCGGUGGGCCUGGGGAACGUGUGGCGCUUUCCCUACCUGUGCUACAACAACGGAGGAGGAGCCUUCCUCAUCCCGUUCACCAUAAUGCUGGUCAUCGCUGGACUGCCGCUGAUGUUCAUGGAGCUCUCCUUCGGCCAGUACGCCGCCCUGGGUCCCGUGGCCGUGUACCGCAGGUUCUGCCCCCUCUUCCGGGGACUGGGCACCGGCAUGAUCCUGGUGUCCGCCAUUGUGAUGCUCUACUACAACCUGAUCAUCGCCUGGACCAUCUUCUACAUGUUCGCCUCCUUCGCCCCGGUUCUGCCGUGGCAGAACUGCGAGCCCGCCUGGAGCACAAAGUACUGCUUCUCGUACGCCCAGGCGGACCAGUGCGAGGCCACCAACGGCACCUACUACCUGCGCACCUGCCACAACGCCACCUCCGCGGCGGAGAACAACAUCACGGCCCUCGCCCUCGUCGCCCUGAAGCGCCCGCCCGCCGAGGAGUACUUCAACAACUUCGUGCUGGGACUCUCGAAGGGCAUCGAGGAGACGGGCAGCAUCAAGCUGUCACUGGCCGCCUGCCUCUUCCUGGCCUGGGCCAUCGUGUUCCUCUGCCUGUGCAAGGGAGUCCAGUCCUCCGGCAAGGUGGUCUACUUCACGGCCCUCUUCCCCUACGUCGUCCUGGUGAUUCUCUUCGUCCGGGGCGUCACUCUGCCGGGCGCCAGCACUGGCAUCCUCUUCUACCUGACGCCCGACUGGAAGCAGCUGGCGAACGCCCAGGUCUGGGGCGACGCCGCCGUGCAGAUAUUCUUCGCCCUCAGCCCCGCCUGGGGAGGUCUAAUCACGCUCUCGUCCUACAACAAGUUCUCCAACAACUGCUACAAGGACUCUCUGAUCGUGGCCUUCUGCAACAUAGCCACCUCGUUCUUCGCCGGCCUGGUGAUCUUCUCCAUCAUCGGCUUCCUGGCCCACGAGCUGAACGUGGACGUGGAGAAGGUGGUGGACCAGGGCGCGGGACUGGCCUUCAUUGUCUACCCGGAGGUGGUCACCCGACUGCCCAUCUCGCCGGUUUGGGCCGUUCUGUUCUUCGUGAUGCUGCUCACCCUGGGACUGGACUCCCAGUUCGCCCUGAUGGAGACGGUGACCACAGCGAUUCUGGACCGCUUCCCCAACCUCAGGCAGUACAAGAUCUGGGUGGUCCUGUCCGUCGCCAUUUUCGGCUACCUCGGUGGCCUGGGCUUUACCACCAAUAGCGGCAUGUACUGGCUGCAACUGAUGGACAAAUACGCGGCCAACUGGUCCGUUUUGCUGAUCGCCAUUUCGGAGUGCAUCCUGAUUGCCUGGAUCUACGGAUCGCAGCGCUUCCUCAACGACAUCCAGGGCAUGAUAGGCAAGCGAUCGAGGUUCUGGAACUUUUUCUGGGGCGUCAUGUGGCGCUACAUCACCCCGGCCACUCUUCUGUUCAUCCUCUUCUUCAACUGGGUGGAGUACAAGCCGGCCAAGUACGGCCACUACGUGUACCCCAUGUGGGCGGAUGCCGUGGGCUGGAUCGUGGGACUGCUGCCCGUCCUGGUCAUCUUCCUGGUGGCCUUCCAGGAGAUAUGGAAGGCGCCCAAGAACCUCAGCUUCCGGGAGCGCAUCAAGCACCUGCUGCAGCCCACCGCCGAGUGGGGACCGGCGGGAAGACCCUGCGUCAACCUGCACGCCGAGCGGUACCAGAGCCAGAACUACGACGGGGUCACCAACACCCAGAUCCUCAUCGAGGACGACGCCUCGCCCAAGCAGAAGGCGGGCAAGAAGCCCGAGCAGCUGACCCUCGACGUGGACCUGGAUGUGGAUGUGGACGUGGACGUCGAGUGCCUUCCGCUGGCGACUGUGGGCAAGCGGCCAGGUCCCGUGAAGUCAGCGAGCAAGCAGAGCAGCAGCAGCAACCUGCAGACCACUGCCAAGAACGGCGCUCACAAGUCGUCGCCCGAAGUCAGUCCCAGCAAGCAACCACUCAUUGCAGCUGAGAAGGACAAGGAAAACAAGGCCGCCACCACAAAAGUCCUGGCGGCAGGGACGCUGAGCAGCGGACGGGAGUGCACCACAAUGUCCACUUUCGCGGGUGGUGGGGAGAAGAGUCAGACAAAGGCCAAUUCCGCGACAGCAGCGACAACUGUGGCAGCCACGCCGGCCGCCAGCAACACCCAGUCACCGGCCAUUGUUGCUACUGCUACUGUGGGUGCAAACAAAGCAGUGCCAUCAGCGACAAGUGUUGCACCUGCGACAGCAACAGGUGCUGCUUCGGCGAACGGCAGAGCCUCGGCUCCAGGUGUAAAGAUGCCGUCGGCCGCAAAUGUUGCUAGUGCUGCUCCAGCUAAAGCAGCGCCAUCGAAUAAGGCGGCGCCACCCAAAACGGCAAUACCAGCCAGUGUUGCUGCCGCGGGAGUCACCAAGGCAUCGCCUUCAGUUGGUGUGGCAAGUACAACUGUGGUCACUGUCUCCACAGGAGCCACAGUUGCUGGUGGGGCAAGUGGCAAAGCAGCCAACGCUGCCAGUGCUGCAGCUCAGGUCAAAGUAUUGCAGUUGGAUAAGACGACUCCACUCAAAACGACAAUAUCAUCAGCUGUUGGAGUUUCAGCUGCAGCCAAGUCGAAGGCCAGCUUGACUGCCACAAAGGACCCAACAAAUACCACUGUUGCCCAAGUAAAAUUAGCACAAGCAGUGAAAACCACACCAGCAGCAACUGUUGCUGCUCCUGUUGCUGCUCCUGCGGCAACUAUUGCUGCUGCGCUGCCAGCGAAGCCAUCGGGCUCGGUGCCGAAAGCAAGUAUUGACUCUGGCUCCAAGCCAGCGGCUCCCUCACCAGCUCAUAAGUCGGAGGGCAAGCCAGCAGCAAGCGCUGUGACGACAGCAGCAAAGGCUAAUAUUGGCGGGCCGGGUGGAAAAGUCAACCCGAGUGCAGCAGAACCGGCAUCUGCUGUAAAUACCACAACAAUUGCACAGCCAGCUGCUCUCCAAAAGCAGACGACAGCAGCAACAUCAAAGCCGCAAGCGGCAACUGCAAUAGCUACAUCCUCCAAAACUGCCUCAAAUGCCAAGCCAAUUGCCACUGCAGCGGAAAGCGGUAAGCCUGCCGCUUCGGUCGAUCUGUCCGGCAACAGGGCAUCGGAUCAUCCAUCGGCAGCAAGUGGCGCGACCACCAGCAACAUGUCAGCAAAGUCUGCGAGAGCUGGGAAAACAAAGUCGGGUGAAACUAGCCCCACAAAGUCCCCAGUAAAACCCGUAAGGCCCGGCCAAACCAGCCCCACCAAAGCAGCGACAUCGGCGGCCGGAGCGGUGAAGACAGGAGCGAUCGCCAAGCCAGGAGCAGGAGCAACUUCGGGUGCAGCAGGAAGCGGCAAGAAGGCAGCAACGUCUGGCAGCCAGGCCAAAACGAAAGGCAAUGCAUCGGCGGCAACUAAGAAAUAAUAAGCCCUAGGAAUUCCAGGUAGGAUCUGUUGGGGUCAAAGAAGAAGGUUGAACGCGUGGUUCCCAAUAUCGAAAGCUAUUUUUAUAAGUAUAUAUAAAUGUGUAUGUGUAUGUACCUAACGAGCUAAGCACCCACUUAAACUGUAAACUGUAAACUGUAAAUGUAAAAUGUAAAGAGUUGAACUAGGCGACUAUGUAACCGGUCACAAGCUAAAAUCAAAUAUUUUAUAGCUGUUUAAUUUUGAUUGGCCAGGCGAGAAUGGAAGAACGAACCUUCAUGUUUCCUAUGCGAAAGUACCUAUUUAUCAGUCAUCACGGUGGGAUUGCUGUUCCUUAGUACCUAAUUUCAAGUCGAUGGUGAUGAUGGCAGGCAGGACGACGGCGGAAAGACUCGAAUGUAAUUACCAAACAAGUUAACGUAGAAUUUAGGUCAGGACUCCUGGUGUUUAUUUAGUUUUGUGUAUAUCCCCUUGGACCCCGUCAGAGGGCCUCAAGUAAUUCGAGAGCAAUGUUAAAAGUGCAAUGGAAAACGUUGAGUUUUAAAAUAUAUAAAUUUAUAUACAAAUAUACACGGUUACAACUAAUCAAUUUUUACAAAUGAGAAAUCGUUCGAUUGGUUUUUUACGGUAAAUAUUCUUAAGACUACUUUGGAGGGACAGAACAUUGGCAGCGGAGUUGGUUUUUCCGUUUUGUAAGUGCGUACAUUUGUUAAUAGAACCGUAUACAUCACCUGGAAUACGCAAACACAAACCUUUUUCUGCAGUGUAAAAAGUAUCUAUGUGCUCACUCUGCUCUAUGCUUUCUGUGCUGACGAGAGACUCAUGUACCUAAAUGUUAAUCUAGUUGCAUCAAAUCCCUAUUUGUGUGCAUUUCUAUAGUUAAGGCAAAAUAUUUAGAAAUGUUUUAUGUGUGGAGUAGAAGGAAGCUAAGCCGAAUAGGAACAAAUGCUCACUAAAAUCAGAAAAAACAAUAACUACAAGUAAAUUUCUAGAAUUUAUAUAACCAUUGUUGUGUAUUCAUGUUGAAAAACAAAUUAUAUAAAAUAUGGAAAUAUACAAGUAUAGGAGCCGAUAUAAUAUUCGUAAAUAUUUAUAUGUGUUUGUACCUGUAGUUAGUUGGAUGAAUUAAUAUGCCACUUGUUCAGAAACGAUUUAAUCUGAAGAAACGCAUACUCUUAUUUCUGUUUGAGUUUUAUUUAAUUUUUGCAUUUUUAUCACGUAAAAAUCGAAAAACAAAAACACUUUUAAUAAAGCCCCUGAAAAUGUGUGAUAAAUAAUUUGCUCCGGCUCAAAGUAAUUUUCAAUUUGUGUCAAACAUACUUUAGAUUUAAGUGGAAUAAUUGGAAACAGGAAUAUAUAUUAAUAUGCUAGUUAAAAUUGUUGUAAUUUGAGUUUGUUGUUGUUAAUUGUUUAGCGCAGUAGCUGUGACACAAGCCAACAUCCAUACAUAUGUACCUAUAGGCUAGACUCUAAAGCCAAAAACCCUAAAUCAGACAUAUAACGAUAUACAUAUGGGUAUUUGGAGUAAUGAACUAGGCCAUCAAUGUUGCAUGUUUGUUAGUUGAACUGGAUGUGUACCUGUAAAAUAGAAACGGAAAAUAAAUCAAAGCGGAGUUAUCAAAUAAAUUUAGAUAAGGAAAUAUGUAAUGGCUGUUUAAAAGGUAAAAGUAUAAAUAAUAAUACGGGCAUUUUCACACGAAUGCUAAUGUAUUGCCGCAAUUUGCUCAAAAAUAAAAUAAGUCGCAAGUAAAUUUACGGAAACAUAAACUGUCAAUUCGGACAAGAUAUUUUAAUUUUACAAAAUAACGUAUUACUCAAUUGGCAUGUAAAAUAGUUACAUAAGAAGAGUUUACUUUAAAAAUUCAACAAAGGAGCUUCAAAUUUUAUAUGUAACUUUGGGAUGAGUCUUAAGAAUUCAAAAUAUUUAAUGAAACUGCAAAAAAUAGGCAAGAAUUCAAAUAAUAGCCAUUCAUAUCCCUGUAAGCCGAAAUAAUCCUGCAAUUAACACAUCAGAUCAAUGUGCACAUUAAAAUCAAAGAUCGAGAUAUUCAUGAUCAAGGUCAAAUUCGUAUAAAUAACGAGCCAGAUAUUUUUAAGCAGAAAAUCUUUUUAGUGUUUUCAUUUUAAGCAAAUGUUGCAACCGUACAUAAACGAAUUCAGAGAGUAUGGUAAAUGUUAAAAUUUUUCUCCGAAGAGCAUGUUUAGUUAAUGCUAACCAUCAACACGACUCCUUUGAUUUUUAGUCUUAAUUCUCAACCACAAGAUCUUUGCCGAGAGUUAUACAUAUAAUCAGGAAAGCUACAUAUUUUCAGACGUAAUUAAAAGGAUGCACAGUAACUUACCGUACUGAUUAAAAACCAAAAAAUUUCAGCCCAUUCGUUUAAUUGAAACUGCACACCACAAACAAGGGGCUUGCAAAAUAUCUUAUUAAAUAGAUGUAUAACCUUUUUGCUGUUCUGGUAAUCAAAAAUGUAUGUUAUGUAUAUCAAAAUAAAAGUGUAAGCAAAUAUUACACAUAUUCCACAGAUGCCAAAAACUACAUAAGAAAUCAUUGAUAUUUAUGUUAAAACUUAACGAUAAGCGAAAGAAAACAAUAUUCCUGAAUAAAUAUUUAUUGGUUUUAAC
This is a messenger RNA of Drosophila ficusphila, 6508 nucleotides long. RefSeq lists its product as uncharacterized. The record is from RefSeq and is a predicted model, not a curated record. The transcript is spliced from 9 exons. Gene Ontology annotation, cellular component: membrane. NCBI's taxonomy places the organism in Eukaryota, Metazoa, Arthropoda, Insecta, Diptera, Drosophilidae. Gene Ontology annotation, biological process: sodium ion transmembrane transport. The coding region runs from base 249 to 3884 and encodes 1211 amino acids.